CUUCACCAUACUUUUUUGUUGGGGCCCCUUCUGCUCUAACGCUCUCUCCUCCUCUACCCUUUUUUCCCCACCCCCUCUCUCGAGUGGAGUGUACCCCUAGCCACCAUGUCUGCUCGUAAGGCCAAGACCAAGAAGCGGGCGGCCCGCCAGACCUCGAACAUUUUCGCCAUGUUCGACAAGACCCAGAUUGACGAGCUCAAGGAUGCCUUCAACAUGGUCGCUCGUGACGACGGCUUCAUUGACGUCGAGGACCUCCGCAACAUCUACAACUCUCUCGGCCAGACCCCCUCCGACGAGACCCUUGAGGCCAUGCUUGCCGAGGCCACCGGCCCGAUCAACUUCACCAUGUUCCUGACCCUCAUGGGCGAGAAGCUGAGCGGCUCCGACCCCGAGUAUGAGAUCAUGCAGGCUUUCGAGUGCUUCGAUGAGAACCAGUCCGGCACCAUCCCGGCUGACGUCCUCCGCGAGGCUCUGACCACCAUGGGCGAGCGCUUCACCCAGGAGGAGGUCGACAUCAUGUUCAAGGGUGUCAAGCCCGAUGCCCAGGGCAACUUCAACUACCGUGAGUUCGUCCGCGUUCUCAAGCACGGCGAGUAAGAAGAAAAAGCACGCGUGUGGCUGUGCCCGCGCGCGUGUGCGCGUGCCCGCCUCCGCGCCCGUGCGCCGCGCCCCCUCCUCCUCCCUUCUGUAUGUGUGUGUGUGUCCCCUGCGCGCGCGCGUGUGUGUGUGUGUGUG
Fonticula alba is the source of this 735-nucleotide messenger RNA. Its product is annotated as myosin regulatory light chain 2. Gene Ontology annotation, molecular function: calcium ion binding; myosin heavy chain binding. The coding region runs from base 106 to 597 and encodes 163 amino acids. The record is from RefSeq and is a predicted model, not a curated record. Lineage: Eukaryota; Rotosphaerida; Fonticulaceae. The transcript is spliced from 4 exons. Gene Ontology annotation, cellular component: myosin II complex; cytoplasm.